Messenger RNA from Candida albicans SC5314, 2055 nucleotides. RefSeq lists its product as uncharacterized. Gene Ontology annotation, molecular function: DNA binding. The coding region runs from base 1 to 2055 and encodes 684 amino acids. NCBI's taxonomy places the organism in Eukaryota, Fungi, Ascomycota, Pichiomycetes, Serinales, Debaryomycetaceae. The record is from RefSeq and is a predicted model, not a curated record. The transcript has a single exon.
AUGUCGGAUUCUGAAGAUUCUGAAGAUCUAAACGAAUAUACUAUUGAGGAUUACUACAAGAUCGUUAGACCUCUUCUAGCGGCAAACAAUAUCAAUGCAAACUACUUGGACAAUCACAAACUACUACGAACUUUGGUCGAUUUUAGUUUAUCGCACUCAUUGUCCUUAAAAAAUUUACAAAAACGAGAGUUGGAGUUUCGAAAUUUAAUCCCGAAAAAGAUAAACUAUGUCGACAGUCUAAUAAUUGAAACCAAGUCUGCCAGUGGAACUCAAUAUACUGGGUGUUUUCGAAACCGGUGCAUAGAGUUUUGUCCCCACUUUGCCAUCGCUGCGUACUUAUUCAGCCGUUUCCAUAUCCCUGAUGAAUAUGGAGCAUACGAAUUUACGUCCACAGAGUCGAUAAAAAAGGUAUCGUUGGAACAUGUCAUGUUGUUGAAAGGUAAUUCCAAGCACCAGGCAAUAUCUUAUAGUCAGCAACACAAGUCAGCAGUCAAUGCGUUGAGUGUAAGUGGCUUGGACUAUAAGGAUGUGAAUUUGGGCAAACUUUUAGCCACACAUAAGAACAACGAAGCACUAGAGAGUAUGGGCAGAUUGUCCAAGAAUUCAAUCAGGGCACUAUCUCGUCCAUUAAUGUUGGCAUUAGCUGGCUUUGAUAGUUUUGAAGAUUAUGAUAUCAUCAGAAAUUCAAUUGAGCCACCACAACAAUUACUAGAUAAGAUAUUUCCCUUUUUAACUGAUAUCAUCGAUGAGUCUACUCGUUCAAAAGAGUUGUUGCAAAUAAAAGAGUUGUUUUUAAUGUUAAGACGGAGUCUCUGUCAGGAUAUGGUGAUCAUCAAGAAAAUAUACCCCUCUAAUCCAUUAUCAAGAAGUGAAAUAUUUAAUUCCCCCGAGUUUUUGAAUUUUGCUCAAUCAAUUGACAAUGAAAGGUUGAACACAAUCAUUAAUAAAUCCUGCUUUAUCCCCAAUGAGGAUAACAUUAUUUGUGAUGACAAUGAAGGUUCUCUGCGUGUUGGUUCCAGUGACAACACAAACUCCAAGUCUGCCUCGAAGGAAUUGAAAUUGAAGACCUUGAACAAGCAAAUGAAUUUGGUUUUACGGCAACAACAGGAGAUUAAUCAAGCAAUAUACAAAUUUACCAAAUCUCAAACGGAAAUUUUUCAAAAACAAAACGAGCUUAUUCAAAAAGUCAACCAAUCAUUGAAUGGAGUCUUGAUUUUACUAUCAGCUCAAAACAAAACAUCCAUCCCUUUGGUCCAACAAGCAGCUCAAGAAACCCAAAACUAUCUUUCAACCGUGGGACAAUCGAAUAUUGAACGAGGAAUUAAUAACACUUUCGAGUUGUUGAAUGUCUUAAAUUCAAAUUCUGGACACUCUCAGCCACAAUCAUCAGUUCCACCAUUUACACAACAACCACAACCAUUACCACCUUCAUUAUCAAAUUUACUACACCCCGAAACCCUGAAUAUUCCUCAGGCUCCAGUUUCAGAACCACCACGUGUCAUACCUACACAACAACAGGCAAUGCCCUUGCAACAACAACUACAAUAUCCACAUCCACAACAGUUUUAUAUGCAACCAUCACAUUCACCUCCAACUCAUCAAUCGGCAGGUAUGAUGCCAAUGGCACCAUAUGGCACGGCACCAGCAAUGGGUCCAGUGCCAGUGCCAGGACAACCACAACCCUCGUCUAGCACAGACGCCUCACAAAACCCGGAACGUCAACGUGUCUUACAUAGACGAUUAUCAAGACAAGCAACAACGUUAUAUGAAAUGUGGGAUGACUUUAAGGGAUUAGAGAAAGCACUUGAAGAUUAUGGUAUUUCGGUUACAGAAUGGUUGAAGUUACAUGGUAGUUCAGAACGACAAUUCCGCCACACCAGAAUGAAAAUCAUUAAAUUUAUUGAAGACGAAGCCGAACGUCGUAAUACCAAUGUCGAAGAUAUAAAACAACGUUUACAUAAUAAAAUGAGAAACAGAAUAAGACCAUGGACAUUGGAUGAAGUCCAAAGAAUGUUGACGGCGAACAAACGGAUUAAUUUAGAUGAUAACAGUUAG